CAGCAUCCAUGUCGGCGCAUGGAAGCUCUGGAUCCAUCAAGAGGGGCAGGCCGUGAUGGAGAUAGCUUGCAGAACUUGGUGGAAACAUUAACGAAACCUCCAACCCGUUUUUAUCUGCGCCAUACACCCAGCACGCCGCCUCGGACCAGAACGACGUGGCCUUCUCUGCCGUUGCCUCCGGAUUCUACGCACCAAGCCUCCCUUUCAGCGUGGUCAGCUGAGAUGCCGUUUGCGCAACUCGUUGUUGGGGCGCCAGGCUCAGGCAAAAGCACAUACUGCUAUGGAAUGCAUCAGUUUAUGGGAGCCAUCGGCCGCAUGAGCUCUGUCGUCAACCUGGAUCCAGCCAACGAUCGCACGAAUUACCCAUGCGCCCUAGACAUUCGCAACCUGGUCACUCUCGAGGAGAUCAUGUCCGACGACAAACUCGGACCCAACGGCGGUAUUCUCUACGCACUCGAGGAGCUCGAGCACAAUAUGGAAUGGCUAGAGGAAGGCCUCAAAGAACUCGGAGAGGACUAUAUCAUAUUUGACUGUCCAGGUCAGGUUGAACUGUACACGCACCACAACUCGUUGCGCAACAUUUUCUUCAGGCUACAGAAGAUUGGAUAUAGGCUCGUCGUGGUACACUUGUCGGAUAGCAUCUGCCUAACCCAGCCGUCGCUCUACAUCUCAAAUCUUCUCCUUGCCCUGCGCGCCAUGCUGCAGAUGGACCUUCCACACAUCAAUGUCCUGAGCAAAAUCGACAAGGUCGCUUCCUACGAGCGCCUCCCAUUUAAUCUCGAGUUCUAUACAGAGGUACAAGACCUCACGUAUCUGCUACCAGAGCUCGAGGCCGAGAACCCGUCACUCCGAAGCGAAAAGUUUGCUAGGCUCAACCGGGCCGUCGCGAACCUGAUCCAAGAUUUUGGCCUUGUCGGCUUCGAGGUACUGGCCGUGGAGAACAAGAAAAGCAUGAUGCAUCUGCUCCGUGUGCUCGACCGCGCGAGCGGUUACGUGUUUGGUGGCGCCGAGGGGGCCAACGACUCGGUCUGGCAGGUCGCAAUGCGCAACGAGGCCUCGCUCAUGGGCGUCCAAGACAUCCAGGAGCGCUGGAUCGACAACAAGGAGGCGUACGACGAGAUGGAGCAGCGCGAGUGGGAGGAGCAGGUCAGAGCCCGCGCCGAAGCGGCAGACGCUGCUCAGGCUGCCGACGACGACGGCGACGCCAUCAUGGACGUCCCCCGGGGUAUACCAAAUAGUGGUAUCACGGUGACGCGCACCAAGAAGUGAGCGAGCGCUUGUCUGUUCUUGGCGAGACCGAGACCUCUUAUUGCCAAUCGCACACAAAGACUCUUCGCCACAUGCCCUGCGCAGAUCGACAUAGGUUAGAUAUGUCCCUGCAUCGUUCUCAGUCGUCCUCUUUGAGGCCGGCGGGUUCGGGUUCGUCGUCUUCUUGGGCGCCUAAAAGGACACCCCGCAUCCGGUCCUCGGCCGACUUGCCGCCGAACAGCGUUUCUAGGACGUCAGAUUCGGACCCGGCCAUUUGCUUUUCGACGGCGAGCACAAGGGCCUUGUGGCGGCGUAUGGCGGCGAUCUCGACUUUGCGCAUGGUCCCGCCGACGUGGAUAACGCGGAACGUGCAUGGCAGCCCAUUCUUGAUGGGCACACGGUCCAUGAAGGUAAGGGCGGCCCAAACGAGGCGGUAAUGUUCGCGGUGGACUCUGAGAAUGAAGGUUGACGUAGCAUUGGACAAGUAUUUGACUAUUUUAGGGGCGUCGCCAAAAAGGCACCAAAACUGUUAGCUAGUCGACAGAGCAUCGCUGACCAUGAUGCCAGGCAGGUGGUAGGGGCCUAUAUGAGAUGAAAACCCACGCUGAAGCCCACGCUCAAUCAGUCCAGAGCCGUAGUCUCCAAAGAUAGAAUUGACCUGCGCCCUGACGGCUCGCAAGAUGGCUUGGGGGGUCAGGUCGUUGGUUGUCGGACGAUGCAGAACAGCUAGGUCGGGCUCGCCUGGCUUGGAGUCCUUGAGCGCAUCCGGGUACAGGAUGUUGACGAGGAGAUAUCUCUCUUUUAUGCGCACCAUGGUGAGCUUGGUGGUAGGCUGGACUUGACUGCUUUGUCACGAAUUGCCAACAACUAGCGGUCGGGUUGAGCUGGAGAAAUGCACGGAUUCCAGUUGGCUUGUGACGCGACGCGGAGCUCAAAAAAAGAUUCAAUUGAGCUGCCUGCGCCGUCUCCAAUUCUACCUCCCCACUGUGGGGCCAAAGUAAACGGACCCCGCAUGUCAUCAUCGCCUCCUCUUGCAAUGACAGCCGACGGCUGAGUGAGAGCAGUGCGCUAGCAAAGCUGGGUGAGAGAAAACUGGUGUGUGAAUGUAUUCAAGGUCGUGAUCUAGGUAGUGCCUCGCAUGCUCUUGGCUGGUUAUGUCACAACCCCAGAUUCCGCAGAGAUGGUCUUUAUAGAUCAAUAAGCAGCACCUA
Gaeumannomyces tritici R3-111a-1 is the source of this 2459-nucleotide messenger RNA. Its product is annotated as ATP-binding domain 1 family member B. The record is from RefSeq and is a predicted model, not a curated record. The transcript has 3 exons. Gene Ontology annotation, molecular function: GTPase activity. Gene Ontology annotation, cellular component: cytoplasm. Bases 19 to 1269 code for a protein of 416 amino acids. NCBI's taxonomy places the organism in Eukaryota, Fungi, Ascomycota, Sordariomycetes, Magnaporthales, Magnaporthaceae.